Tribolium castaneum (red flour beetle) is the source of this 549-nucleotide messenger RNA. RefSeq names its product general odorant-binding protein 56d. The coding region runs from base 69 to 479 and encodes 136 amino acids. Gene Ontology annotation, biological process: sensory perception of smell. NCBI's taxonomy places the organism in Eukaryota, Metazoa, Arthropoda, Insecta, Coleoptera, Tenebrionidae. Gene Ontology annotation, molecular function: odorant binding. The record is from RefSeq and is a predicted model, not a curated record. The transcript is spliced from 7 exons.
AAUCACAAAAGUGGGGUAAAAGUAUUUAAGUCGUAGAUCUUUUAAGAUUUAGCAGUAAUUCAUCAAUUAUGAUGCCAUUAAAGAACUUGAUAAUUCUUAUAGUUUGUCCAUUAUUUGUUUUUGCUAAAGUUGAUAUUCCUCCGGAUCUUCAAGCAGAAAUUGAUGGGUAUUAUGAUAUCUGUUACAAACAAAUAGGACUUACUAAAGAUGACCUGAAAGCUUACAAGAUAGGUGACAGGGACCCUAAAAUAAUGUGUUUCAUGAAAUGUGUUUUUGUUGAAGCUAAAUGGAUGGACGAAAACGAAAAUUUACAAUAUGAUUACAUAAAAAACACAAUUCAUCAUUCGAUAAGACAUAUCACUCUACCAGAAUUAGAAAACUGUGGGAAAAAAGCGGAGGGCGACAAGUGCGAAAAAUCAUUUAGCUUUUUUAAUUGUAUGAACAAAGCUGAACCAGAGGAUUGGGUUCUAAUUCAAUAAAUGUUUAGUUCAUAAUUAUUUUGUUUUCGAAUUUGUGGCAAUAGAAAAAAUAUAUACAGCUAGCAGCAUA